AUGCACCGAAGGUAUACUAGAUUAUCAGUCAGAUCAGCUGUUUUUGACCGUAGGCAAUGUAGGUUUAUUUUACACAUACCACGGAGUGUAACCUCGUUUUACAUACGCAAAUAUGCAUAUCUGAACAUACAUGUGGCCUAGCCGGUGAAGACCAACUUCAACAACACAACUAUGAGUUAUCACAACGUCAACGGUUACAGGUAUUGCAAGCGCGAUUAUAACAAGGAAUAAAUAAUAAAUUCCACUGAUAAGGUCUAGCACCUGCAACAUAUUGGAUAUCCCAGAUGAAAUGUUGAUUGAAAUCAUCUCAUAUCUCAACGCAAGAGAUCGCCUCACACUCAGUUGUUUGUCCAGGAGGUUUAAUGCCCUUAUAUUUGAGGAGAAAAAAUCUUUGAGAGCUCUGGAUUUUUCAGAAAAAGGCUACUUGACUUCUAUGUCAGACAUACUUAAGUAUUUCAAUAAUAAGAACAAAUAUGAGCACAUACAUUCCAUAAACAUCAACAAUGUCUACUGCACAAGACCAGCGCAAAUAUUGCAAUGUAUUGGUAAGGCAGUAAACCUCGUCGACAUCAACAUUACUGGAAACACAUUUAAAGAUGUGGUCCAGUUAGCUUCUUUUCUGAAACCAUUGAAACAUGUUAAAAAAUUAUGCAUAAAUUGGCCGACUGCUUUAAUUAAUGAUGUAAUGUGCUGUAAGAUUUUGGAGGAACCAUUUGGUAGGCUCACACAUCUGACGCUGACACUUUGCAACGUCAAAUACAAGAAAACGUUGAUCUAUGCGUUAGAACUAUGUCAAAAUCUAGAAGAACUGUGCUUGCUACAGACAACUGAGUGGCUGUCGUCUGGUAUUGGAGAUCCUUGGUUUCCAGAGCCUAAGAAACUUACAAAACUCAGGGUAGCUGCGUGCUGUGGCUGCGACACAGAAUUCCUCAGACGAAUCGUCGUUGACAUGUUGCCAAAUCCUGAACAGUGGGCUAAGUUUCAACCAUACGACGCGACAAAUACGCAUUACUUUUACUUUGAACGCGAGGUUCAGGUAUUUAAGGAGCUGUACGAUAAUGUACGCAUGGAUUUUAACCCCUUUACGCAGUCCCUGCAGAAAGUGGCAUGGUUCCUGCUUUUUGAAUGUCUGUUGAGAGAGGUCAUUAAAAUUAUCGAUCACUCAGCUCCGAGUAAGUUCUGCUGUUUAUCCCACUGUACGGAUCAAUAUCUGUGCUUGCUGAGGAUCAAAGAGGCAAAGUUACUGCUUAAAAAUCCUAGACACCAAUUAACUUAUCUAUAUUUGAACCACAACAUAGAACCAGGGUGUGACGUCCAUCUAGUUGCAGCAACCUUUCCAAGUCUUUCCAAGCUUGUUUUAUCCAAUGUAAUUAAAAGCAAAGGCUCUUUGUUAAAGAAAGUUGAAGCAGAAAUAGGAUUUAAAAGAAAACGUUUGGCUCUCGAGGAACAAAAUCAUUCGGCAGACCAAUCGUCUUUCAGCAAGCUUGUCGAGGCCACUCCUAAUCUGAAAGAUCUCACUCUUUGCGGGAGUACGCUUCAAGAAGAUCAAUCAUGGGACUUGAGUGCGCUGCAUCUGAUUAAGAAGUGGGAAAGUCUGACAACUUUGUGUCUUGCAAAUUUGCCAAUUAGGAGUGGUCAGUUUCUGGUUGAGAUCGGAAAACAAUGUACAAAUCUGGAGCUCUUGAGACUGGAAAAUUUAGGUGCCCGAGGUGUCUGUUGCUACAGGACUGAGCUUCAGCAGAUGUUGACUAACUGUCAAAACUUGAAAGAUUUUGCUAUGCGCCAAGAUAACUUGGGGCAGGUGUCCCCUCUUUUUGCAAAACUUUCCGAAAAUCCGAAACUCAGAAGAGUCUGUGUUAGCAGUUUAGGCAAAGGAAAUAUCAUUGGUGACUUAGUGUUGGCGGUGGGAAAUUUAAUGAGUUCAGCCAACUUAAUUCUGUUUGUAUGCGAAAUCGAGGGAAUGACUCAGGCAGCAUGCACCAGACUGAAAUCUAACUUACAGAGGUUGAAGGAGGUAUUGCACCGUCCAACUUUCCAGUUUGAAGUCAAUUGGCUUGGCUCUCCUGAACCUGCUCGGAACGUCAGCUUGCAUUCUAUCCACAAAGACUUAUUAUUUCCGCUCCGUCUUGUCGACGCUUUGUACAGACUCGACUGUUCCUGAAGAACAAAUGACAUGUUCCAUCCUUUUUUCUUUCAUCUGCCAUCAAUGAUGCUACUUAAUUUAUGACCAAAGUAAUAGGGAGCAGUGCGCGAACACAAUAGCAAUUCGUGCGGUUGAUCUGAGUGGUAACAACCAUUGCUGAACUAAACUGAUUCUUGGCAGUGCUCAGUCUAAGAAAUGUUGUUAUUGAGGCAACCUUAUUUGAGCUACGUUGUUUCGUCUAUAAUUGUGACUUUUCGUUUUUAUUUAUUUUCAUUGUCUAUUUUUUCAACAGAACCAAACAUGUCAUGUGCCUAUGUUACUGUGAAACACCGAAAUCUGGAGAAUGUCGACUUUUACCGGUGAAUGUCAACAUUCACAUAAUCGAUUAGUUUAUGUCCGAAAUAUUUGCUGAAUACCCUUAUUUCUGACUUACACCGAUGAAUGUUGACACUCGCCAUGCAGAACAUAUCGACGCACACCGGAGAGGGUCCAAAUGUACAACAAUAUUAUGAAAUAUUCGAUCUUUCACCGACGUAUUUAGUAUUUGUUGAUAUUCACCGGUGAAAGUCGACAUUCUCUAAUUGCGGUUAUUCUCUGUAACACCUAUAAGAUUCUUCAUCACCAUUGGAUGACUUUGAAUAUACCGUAAUGUUCGAACGUUUGUUUGUGGUGAAUAUAGCGUAAGAUUUUGUAAUUAUAUCACCAUAAGUAAUCGUGAUAAAAUUAGAGUAUGAUGAUGUUGAUAAUUUUUUAAAGAUGGUUGUAUCGAUGUUUAAUAAAAAUAUACUUUUUUAGUUCUUGACAAUA
Messenger RNA from Athalia rosae (coleseed sawfly), 2950 nucleotides. RefSeq lists its product as uncharacterized. Gene Ontology annotation, biological process: SCF-dependent proteasomal ubiquitin-dependent protein catabolic process. The coding region runs from base 290 to 2161 and encodes 623 amino acids. NCBI's taxonomy places the organism in Eukaryota, Metazoa, Arthropoda, Insecta, Hymenoptera, Athaliidae. The record is from RefSeq and is a predicted model, not a curated record. The transcript is spliced from 8 exons. Gene Ontology annotation, molecular function: protein binding.